This is a messenger RNA of Boeremia exigua, 1098 nucleotides long. RefSeq lists its product as uncharacterized. The record is from RefSeq and is a predicted model, not a curated record. The transcript has 2 exons. The coding region runs from base 423 to 953 and encodes 176 amino acids. Lineage: Eukaryota; Fungi; Ascomycota; Dothideomycetes; Pleosporales; Didymellaceae.
UACUACGCGCAUCCCACUGCAUGCAGUUUCACUGAUUUCCAAGAACCACUUGAGCCGUUUUAUCAUUUGCAUCUGGCAUUUCCGUUCCUCUAGAGCAAGCCUCACGCGUUGCCUCCUUUGUCGAUCACUAUACAGAAACAGCGUCCUCGUGAACAGGCCUGGCAGCCACAUCCCACGUCACAACGUCAUAGCCCUUCAAGGACGUUGUUCAACUUCACACUCGAACUUCUCUCCCAAGCGCACACUCUUGUGAAGCAGUCGCACUGUAAACAAACAACGUCUUUAUCCGCAGUCAGCUAUAUUGCUAUUGCGCAGAGCUUGCAAAAAUCCGAGACACGAAAUACACCUAUCGAACCUACAAAAUAACGAGCUCACCGCUUCAUAAAAUUCCGCCUACGCACUGAAGAAGUCAGCUUCCUAUCAUGGCAUUCAAGUUCCUAUCUCGUAGAUCGCUGAAGGGCGAGAAAGCCACCCUUGGCACCUCAUUCUGGUCACACUUCUCGGUGGAUGGAGCCAUUCUGAUUUUCUUGCGCUUCUUCCAGUUCGUCUUGGGUAUAACCGUCAUCGGUCUUUACGCUGUCGACUUGGAUAAUGCACGCAAAGCUGGAAAAUACACCGACUCGAAAUGGGUCUGGGCCGUUGUGUGCGGUACUCUGGGUGCCGUCAUGGCGCUUGCCGCGAUGGUACCAUACCUGAUGAAGAGCUGGUACUUCUUCUUCGUCGACUUUCUCGUUUUUGUUUGUUACCUCGUCGCAUUUGGCAUCUUCGGCAAGAUGUACAUCCCUGAAGACGCCGAAGGCAACAAAGGCAUAAUCCGGAUGAAGAACGCCGUUUGGGUGUUGUUGGCCAACAUGCUUCUGUGGUUUAUCACCUCAGUUUGGAAUGGUUUCAAGUUCUGGAAGCACCGUCAUGCACGUACUACACACACUGGACGCGCUCAAACGCACGUCUAAGUGUUCUUCCUUGACUUCAAGAGAGAGUGUAUGACAUGCUUGCUGACAGAAGGUUGCGCAGAGCAUUAUAUUCGAGGUACAUAUCGACAUCUCUCCUUGGCCUUCUCCAGAGAAGCAAUAUCCGACGGUCUUUACAACAGCCCCG